Molecule: messenger RNA, 4806 nt
Organism: Effrenium voratum
Lineage: Eukaryota; Dinophyceae; Suessiales; Symbiodiniaceae
Source: the annotation of a GenBank genome assembly
AUGGCUGUGACGCUGUACCCCUUCAACCCGGACAGCCGGGGCUAUGAGGACCUGGAAUCCUUGCUCCGCGGGAACUUCGACACAGGUGCCCUGCAUGUGGAGCUGGGUACGCAGCCGCUCCCGCCCAAGCCGCAGGUGGUUUGGGAUGUGCAGACAGGACACCGACGGCGACAACCGGCGCCGGAGCCAAAGGCGCCCCCCGAGCCGCCGGAGGAGCCGGAAGAGCCGCCCCCGGAGCCGCUGGGCAGAGUGGGGCCCCCAGGCUACAGGCCCAAAGGCGGCCUACCGGCGCAGCGUGCCACCGCUCCCGGGGAGUUCUUCGCGGCCUACCGGCGCCCGCCGAAAAGCGGGCGGACGAAGGACCACGCGAAGCUUAUGGCGGCAGUGAACAACCUGGCGGGGGAGCACCAGGAGAUUAUUGACAACAUCCUGGGUCAGUGCGACAAAGUCUCGCGAAUGAUCCUCUACGCCACGGCCAACGCGCUGCGCGAGGCCCACGAGAGCGCGCAGAAGCCGAUGUCCUGGCUCGCCACGCGGGCGGCCAUCAAGAAGGAGCUGGCACACUUCGCGGGCCUGGAAGAGAUGCACCGUUUGUUGGACAUGUCCAAGAUUGACAUGCCGGACGACAACAACAUCCUUCUUCGCUUCUCUUCUGAGGAGAAGAAGCAGAAGGAGGAUAUGGAGGCGCUCUUCCGCUACAGCGUCAAGAGACUGAAGAAGAAUGGCUUCAGCCUUGGCUUCGACCUGGAUCGAGUGCAGAAGCGCCUCACCCUGCACCGCAAGGACGCAGAAAGCGUGCUGCAGCAUACCGGCGCCAUAGACAGCGACUACAACGGCAAGGCAACGCAGAUAGCGCUGAAACAUGGAGAGGCCUCGGCGAUGGCUGCCUUGAAAUCCUACGAGACGGGCCAGCACAAGAUCUUCAGUGGCUACGCGCAGACGCUGAAGGACGCCAGCAGUACGCAUAAGCCCACCUGGAUGCCAGCGAUGCCAGCGCUAGCAAGCCCCAAGCUUGUGCCCAGCUUCGCCCGCGCCCAGAGCGAUGAGCCGGAGCCGCUCGAGGACAAGGACCUCAGCGUGGAGCAGCAGAAGAAGAACAAGGAGAAGAAGGUGGCUGAUUUGAAAGCGACGCUGGAGACCCUGUUGAAGCAGAAGAAGGACGAGGAGGAGGAAGUUGUGGAGGAGAGGGUAGCGUCCAAGAAGGCAGAUGGAUUGCGUCUACAGCAAGCGGAAGGUCUGGAGGAGAUGGAUGCCGCCCUGACUGCCCUGGAAGAGGAGCGCGAGGCAGCCAAGAGGUCGAUGGAAGGCGGCCCGCAGGUGGCGAGGAUGGUGGAGUUCAUGGACACGGGGCAGCACAACCUGCGGCAUCUCCUGGACGAUCUCGUUCGCAUUGAGAAGAAGCAAGCCGCAGCGCGGCGAUCGCUCUACGAUCUGGUUACCCCGGAGUGCCGGCAGCUGGUGCACGAGAUGGUGCGGAAUCGGGAAAUCGCGAUUGAGCUCUUGGACGCCAACGUCCUGCCGAUCACGGACCCCAACGCCCCUGAGACCGAGCAUACCACCGUCUCCCAGAUGAUUGCUGACUCGAAGAACGUGACCAACGCGCAGCUGGUGGCGGCGGCGCGGAAGCGGCAGCAGCUUCGAGAGCACAAGGAGGCCCAGGAGGCGGAGCUGGAGGAGCGCCGCGAGGCGGCGGUGGCGGAGAAGGCCGCGAAGGCGGCGGAGUCCGCGCGCCAGGAAGAGCUCCGCAAGGCCGAGCAGGACAGCUCGGACGCAGGCCUUCUGAAGCAGAUCAAGGCGAUGGUGGUUCAGGGGAAUAUGCUGCUCUCAGACAUCCGCGCGGAGCAGAAGGACCAGGAUGCCUGGAUCACUCAGGAGGCUGAGGGCUUGCUGGAGCAGACCAAGGAUAUCUUGCAACGGACCGGCAAGGCGCUGGCCAACAAGGAGCCAACGGGCCCGGAGGUGGUGAAGCAGUUCUCGGACGAGUUCCAAGAAGUGCAGAUCGCCGUGCUGGGCCUCAAGCUGGCCAAUCAGGAGCGGAAGGCCAAGCUGGAGCGCACCAACUCCUUGCGGCAGACGAGCUUCAUAGAGGCCGCAACGUCGCUGCAGGACCUGCAGGAGGAGCUGGAGGCGCAGCAGGCGGCCAACGCCCAGCGGGAGCGGCGCCUGAAGCGCGUGAAGGCAGCCACCGUACAAGAGGGCGCCCGCGCCAAGGACUCGAUGUCCAGCGCCACAGACGAAGCGGAGGAGCCGCUGGCGCGUUCCAACUCCAAGCGCGCCAUGCAGGUCUUCCUGCAACGCGCGCAGAGUGGUGGUGUGGACGCGAAAGCCGUAGCGGCUCCAGAGGAGAAGACGGAGUCGGAGACCGAGUCCAUUGGGAGUGAGUUCAACUCGGAGGCGGACGAGGCGGAAGAGCCGAUGCGGCACAGCAGCACGAUCUCGGUGGCCGCCAUGGCCACGGGUUCGCGCUCGGCCUCCGGGACGGGUCCCUCUCCAAGCCCAGGACCAGGCUCGCCGCGCGCACCGGAGCCGCCGGCGGAGCCGCCGGCGGAGCCGCCGGCGGAGCCGCCGGCGGAGCCGCCGCUGGAAGCGGUGCCUGCGGCGUCUCCGCAGCCGCGCCAGGAGUCCGUCGCCAGCCCGCUUUCCCCGAAGAGAACCGCGGAGGAGCAGGCGGCCCGGGACGCGCAGCGGGAGGCGAGGCGCCAGGUGCUGCACCAGCUAAAGAUGGAGAAGCUGGCCAACGAGAGCUUGAUGGAGGAGGUCGCCCGAGCUCGCCGGGAGCUGGAGGAGCUGCGGGCGCGGCGCGCGGCCGAGGAAGCGGCGGACGCGGCGUCGGCGGCGGCGGACGCGUCGGCCGCGGAAGCCGCGGAGGCGGCGAAGGCGGCGGCGGCGGGCUCCGGAGGUGAAGCGGCGACCGAGGGAGAGGAGUCUGCCUCCAAGGAUUCGGUGUCGCAGGUGCCCCUGAAGCGCACGGCUUCCGGCCGCUUGGCGCAGCUGGUGCGGCACCAUUCGUCGAAGCUCAUGGGGAAGGAGGGCGAGGAUGGUGACAGCCCCCUGGGCCGGAUGGUCAGUGGCCUGGGCAUGCUCGCAAGCUCCAAGGCGCUGGCCACCCAGAAGCAGAAGCUGGCGCAGGCGGCGAAGCAGCUGAAGAUGGAGGUUCAGAAGAAGAAGAAGGUCCUCAUGGCCAUGGUGCCCAAAGAUGAUUUGCAGGAGCUGAUCAAUGCCGGCGUUUUCCCAGGCGACGCGCGGAACGCGGCUCAGGAAAACACAGAGGAUGAUCGCGUGACACAGCUGAAGCAGAAGCUGGAGGCCCUGAAGAAGUCCGCGUUCUUCUGGCAGUCCCGCUUGGAGAACCACGUGCAGCGGUACAACCAGUCGGUCGACCCGGCGGAAGCCAGAAGAGUUUCUGAUGUGCCCUCGUCUGCAGAUAGUACGGGAGAUCCACAAGCACCGGCACACGCACAGGACUCCAUGGCAUCCGUGGCCGUGGCCGUCAGUGCGCGCCGGAGUGUGCCCGCCCGGGAGACGCAUUGGCAGGGCGUGCAGGCUGACACCUCUCCGGCGUCCUUUGCAUCCAGCACUGCGCGUGCGGUGCCCGGCGUGCCGCACACACCGCACGCAGCCGCAGCUGCGUCUGCGGCUGCCGCCGCAGCUGGUGGGGCGCGGGAUGCUGCCUCAGCUGAGCCUGAGCAUGUGCCAGUGGCCGCGCGGGAGUUACUCAACAAGCUGAAGAUGGGCCGUGUGUCUGGCAUGCUCAGCGCGUUGAGCCUUGGGCAAGGGAAACGCAUGAGCAGCCGAACCGCAUCUUCUCGAGACAAGAAGGAGCUGGAGCUCACGGGCCAGGCGGCCGAUCCGGCCGCCUCCGUCGCGUCCGCCGCGGCCGCGGCCGCCGAGCGGGCGGCGGCGCGGUUCAGCGGCGGGGCCUUUUCCGAGCUGGCGCAGCGGGCGGUGCAGCAGGCCUUGGAGCAGCAAGCGGAAGCUGAGAGGAUUGCCAACAAGCCCAAGCUCGGCAGCAAGAGUCGAGUGCAGGUCUUUCAGAAGCUUCGACGCAAGGUGAAUAUGAUGACGAUGGUGGCGCGGCUGGCUGAUGAUCCGAAGGAAGGCGAAGCGCACGCUGAAGCUUCAGAGGAUCCAGACUCGCCCAUCCAGCCCUCUGAUCUGCGAGAAGGCCAGACCCUGCAGCGGCAGCGGCCGUCCGACCUCCAGAUGCCGUCCGACGAGGAGGCAGGCAGUGACCUCUCCGAGAACAGCGAGGAGAUGGGGGAGACCACGAGGACCAAGCUGGCGAACGCCAUGUCCCGCAUCAAGGCCAUGAACCGCCUGCGCCAGGCCGCCGCGGAGAUCCGCGAGGAGGCCAGGAAGCUGGAGCUGGAGGCAAAGGAGAUGGUCCCCGUGACGCCGAAGCUCUCUGUGCUUGAGUAUUGCAACAACCUGGUCGAGGCUGCUGGGCUUCCGCGAGAGGAUUCAGACAGGCUGGUGGACAUGAUGCGGCUGCUGAAUGAGUCGUUCUUGCCGCUUGUCUACCAGCACCUUCUGGACCUGCUUCACCUGCCCCUGACAGAGCAGAAGUUGGCGCUGAAGGCGCUGUCUCUGGGCCAUGUGGAGAUCAGCAGUCCUUUGCGCAGCAAAGGCGACGGCACCAAGAGCCUGGGCAUCGCCAGCCUCCUGGCGACGCAGCUCCUGGCCAUGAAGACAGCUGCAGGGCUUUGGAAUCAGAAGACGAUCGAGGAAAAUCGGCUCCUCAGCCAACUCCUGCGAGACCAGGAGGCCGUGGAGAGCGGGCAGGAGCUGGAGGAGGCCGAUGCGUAG